AUGUGGUACAUUGAGCAAAGGGAGCAGAGAUAUACCGAAGGCAGAGUUGCCGCUUCUUCAAAGGCCAUGGAUGGUGUCUGGGAUUAUGUAACAACGGUCGACAUGUGUACGAACGCGAUUCGGAUGACUUCCACCCUUGAGCAUGCAGACACGGCCAUCAACCCCGAACUUUUCAGCUGCCAGCCCAAGUUGCUUGACAACUCCGCCGCAUUGGAGCCCUACCAUGUACUCAUUCAUUGUCUGGGACGAUUUCCAUUGGGAGGGCAACGUCUUUGA
Penicillium coprophilum is the source of this 276-nucleotide messenger RNA. RefSeq lists its product as uncharacterized. The transcript has a single exon. Bases 1 to 276 code for a protein of 91 amino acids. The record is from RefSeq and is a predicted model, not a curated record. NCBI's taxonomy places the organism in Eukaryota, Fungi, Ascomycota, Eurotiomycetes, Eurotiales, Aspergillaceae.